This is a messenger RNA of Rhipicephalus sanguineus (brown dog tick), 2285 nucleotides long. RefSeq names its product Down syndrome cell adhesion molecule. Gene Ontology annotation, biological process: cell-cell adhesion; axon guidance. The record is from RefSeq and is a predicted model, not a curated record. Bases 572 to 2281 code for a protein of 569 amino acids. Gene Ontology annotation, molecular function: protein binding. The transcript has 10 exons. Lineage: Eukaryota; Metazoa; Arthropoda; Arachnida; Ixodida; Ixodidae. Gene Ontology annotation, cellular component: axon; plasma membrane.
GCGUACUUCCCCAUCCGCCACCCGCCGCUCCGGUUCCGUCUUCCCCACGACGGGACACGCCAGUUGCUCGAUCCGCACGCAUCGCCUGCCGCCGACUCCCAAUCUAAUUUCCGACGCGCACUUUCUGCGACCCCGCGCGCGCCCCCCAUCACUGCGAAUUUGCAGCCUUAACUUUACAGCGAAGCAAAUAAAUAGACUAAAGUUUAGAGGCCAGGAACCUUUCUGCUCCCCUCUUUGAUGCCUUCCGCAUCCUCAGGUAACUCCGCGUUUCUAUAAUAGUGUUAUCUCCACUUCACGUGCCUCUUCGACGAGUACGCGCACGGGCCGAAAAACAAAUUUAAUAUAGCCGACAUCUUCGGGGGGCCGUGCAAGUCAAAAUAAGGGAACGGUGCAAAGAGUUGGAGUUCGGGACACCGAAGUUAAAAUGCGGCUGCCGCGUCCCGGGAGAAGAGCAACUACUUGCGCGUCUUGGACACCGGAGGUAUAUGAGACCUGUCAUCGUAUCAGUAGAGGUACAAGAGUUAUGACGUCCUUCAGUAGCGACGCUCAGGCCGAAUAAGCGACGUGCGAGAUGAAGACGAGGGAAGACCGUCAACAAGCUUCCCGAGACGGAGCAACUGGUGGUGGAAGAGCGACAAGCGCCGGCACGCUGUUUGCCGUCGGCUCCCUGCUGCUCGCCGCAGCGCCCUGCUUAUCGUUCGCCGCGGGAUUGGAAUCUCCCGAGGCGCACGUCCUCAUUCCGAGCAACCUGAGGAGAGGUGACACUGCCGAGAUCUUCUGCUCACUGCGGCGUGGUUCGCUACCCGUCGCGUUCCAGUGGCUACACAAUGGCCGGCCCAUUAGGCCGAGCAGAGUGGGAGCGGCCGAACCUACCGGGACCGGCCAAGGGUCCAACAGCGCCGAGGCCCUGUGGAAAGUCGACCACCGCGAUCGGCGCUCAGAGCUCCUCAUCGAGAACAUCGGCGCUCGCCAGAUAGGAAACUACACUUGCAUAGCCAGCAAUGCAGCGGGAAAGACAAGCUUCACAGCCAGCCUUCUCGUCGAAGUGCCACCGACUUGGCUGCACAUGCCCGGCGACCGGGCAGCUGUCGUCGGCAGCUCGCUGACCAUCGACUGUGCCGCCCUGGGCCACCCAACGCCCGUGACCAAAUGGACACGAAGCCAAUAUCCAUCCGAAACGGUACUCGGAAACAAAGACGAUCACAUAACUGUCCUCGCCAAUGGCAGUCUGCUCAUCACGAGCGUUAGAUCGUCCGAUUCCGGUCUGUACCGAUGUGACGUCGAGAAUGGUGUCGGCACGCUGAUAACCAAGACCAUCAAUCUCACAGUAAGUGUGCCGCCGUUAAUACGGAAGCUACACGACACCAUAAAGGUGCGCUUGGGCAACAUCGUGACACUGCACUGCGGAGCAUCCGGGGAAGAGCCACUACAAAUAGCCUGGGUCAAAGACGAUAAGUCUAUCGAGAAGUCUCUCAAGGAACGGUAUGACGUCAUUGACCGUUCUUUCCCGGGAGGCAUCGCUUCUGACCUGCUCAUCCACAAGAGUGCGCUAGCCGACACCGGAGAAUUUGCGUGUCACGUCACGAACAGGUUCGGCACUGCCACGGCCAUACGAUCGCUUUUCGUGCUCGAGCUCCCAUCGCCUCCCAUCGGGGUCAAAGUGGACGACAUCGGCAAGAGGUCGGCGCGGGUCUCCUGGAAGAAGCCGUUCGCCGAGGUCACUCACUUCCUCCUCCGCUACUGGAGGGAGAACGGCCGCGGCCGGAAGCUGUCCAGCGCCACGGUUGCCGGCACGGAGACGUCCGCGUACCUCCAGGACCUGCAGCCGGGCACCGAGUACUCGGGACACAUCGUGUCGCAGAACGACGUCGGACUCAGCGGGCCCUCGGUGGCCAUGCACUUCGUCACCAGCGAGGAAGCUCCAUCAGCACCACCGACGGAUGUGCAUUCAACGCCAAUCGGAGAAAGGGAACUCAUGGUCAUGUGGAAGGGACCUCCUUCCGAGCACCGCAAUGGCAAGAUCCAGGGCUACUACGUGGGCUACAAGGCGUACGACUCGAACCUGCCGUACAACUACCAGACCGUCACGGGCGGUGCCGAGUCGGCGGUGCUUAAAGACCUCAAGCCCAGCACGGCUUACUCCAUAAUCGUGCAAGCAUUCAACAGAGCCGGACAAAGCCCAUCGUCGCACCAAAUCGCAGUGCACCCGUUCGCAGCCGGUAAGCCCGCACUUGCCCGCAACCGUGCUACUCAAAUGCGGGGCCUAAUCCUUCCCACUUGACCUG